Messenger RNA from Porites lobata, 885 nucleotides. The record is from the annotation of a GenBank genome assembly. Lineage: Eukaryota; Metazoa; Cnidaria; Anthozoa; Scleractinia; Poritidae.
AUGUCCGCAGUUACUGUUAUAUUAUUCGUCACGAUUUUUUGCUACAUUUUCGCUCGUCAGUCGUGUAGAGAACGUCGCUCAUUACACGGUUUUGCCCUCGUCGAUCACGUGUACAAAUCAUUCACUGCAGAUCGCCUCGCCGUAUGUUUCAUUGCUUGUAACGCCCAGUCAUCUUGCCAAAGUUUAAACUACGAUCUCGUCGACAAAACUUGUCAGUUUAACAACAAUACCAAGUAUCACCGAGCCAAGUAUUUGGUCGAAAAACCCACCUCAGUAUACGCAGAUAACCCAGAUUCUGGUGAGUUGCCAUGUAUCCCAAGUUUAGUACUUGAGGUUAAAGUCGAUGCCGGAGUUUCCUUUUUCUGUCACGAUUUUAUCGUGAUUUUACAAAACUAUAACGUACUAUAUCGCCUUUUUUCUAAACUAUUUACUUUGACUUGUUCUUUUUUUUAAACAGAAUUUUGGCUCAAGCUAAACACGGACCCUGUCUGUUUCAGAACCAAAGCCGAUGGCUUUGGCAGAUUUACAGUGAAAAUGGGUGGUUUUGCUGAAGCUGUUAAACUUGUUCACGUUUCUGGGUCGGUUAGUUGUGCAUCUGGGAAAUGGUCGAAGUGGGGUUGCGGGCCUGGAGGGCCGUUUAGGACUCUUGUAACGACUUCAACUAAUCUUAUUCUGCUUCCCGAGAGUAAAGAACUCACCUAUAAGAUCUCAGGAUAUGAUGUUAAUUCAAAGGAAUUCAUUUUUACAAAGUUUUCUAACCCGCUGCGUUUGUCAUCCGGACAAGAACUACGAUUGUGGUACAGUUUGGAUCUUUUUAAUCACUCAGAGCACGACAACAAGGGGAAGUCCUGUGCAGACGUGUACGCUAAGUACAUUACAUCAUGA